This is a messenger RNA of Nerophis ophidion (straightnose pipefish), 946 nucleotides long. Its product is annotated as myosin regulatory light chain 2, smooth muscle minor isoform. The transcript is spliced from 4 exons. Lineage: Eukaryota; Metazoa; Chordata; Actinopteri; Syngnathiformes; Syngnathidae. The record is from RefSeq and is a predicted model, not a curated record. Gene Ontology annotation, molecular function: calcium ion binding. Bases 166 to 684 code for a protein of 172 amino acids. Gene Ontology annotation, cellular component: cytoplasm.
GGUUUAAACUGUGUUGCUGCAAAAUAAGGACCACCCUUUUUGUCAGUUGGUUUGUCCCGAACGAGUUGACGACAUUAAUUUGAAGGCAGGAAGUGAAGGGCGGUGGUUAAGACAAAACGCUUUUAACACCAACUUUCGUCUUAUCGGAGGUAUAAAUCCAUCAAAAUGUCGAGCAAAAGGGCAAAGGGAAAAACCACCAAGAAGCGCCCCCAGCGCGCCACCUCCAAUGUUUUCGCCAUGUUUGACCAGUCCCAAAUCCAGGAGUUCAAAGAGGCCUUCAACAUGAUUGACCAAAACCGUGAUGGUUUUGUUGACAAGGAAGACCUCCACGACAUGCUAGCCUCGCUGGGGAAGGAUCCAACUGACGAGUACUUGGAGGCCAUGAUGAAUGAAGCUCCUGGGCCCAUCAACUUCACCAUGUUCCUCACCAUGUUUGGAGAAAAGCUCAACGGCACAGACCCUGAAGACGUGAUCAGAAAUGCUUUUGCUUGCUUUGACGAAGAGGGGACAGGUUUCAUUCCUGAUGAUUACCUGAGGGAGUUGCUGACAACCAUGGGUGACCGCUUCACAGACGACGAGGUGGAUGAGCUCUUCAGGGAGGCCCCCAUCGACAAGAAGAAUAACUUCAACUAUGUGGAGUUCACACGCAUCCUUAAACACGGUGCCAAGGAUAAGGACGAUUGAGGAUGGUUUUCCAUCUAUGUCAGAGCGCUGUACUGCCAAUCUCAACCUGUAAUAAACAUUUUUGUAAAGCAGACCAAAGCAAUUACUCUGCUGUAUUGUUCCUACUUUGCCAAAAUGUAUACAACUCCUUCCAAUAAGACUAAAGAUGUGUUUGUCACCCGAGCCAAUGGGAUAUGACUUUGCAAUUUGUGUGACUGGUUUAGGUGAACUGCUGCAUUUUAUAAUAUAAACUUUUUAAAUAAAGCCCUUUAUAAUAUUAUAA